GAGGAUGUCCAGAAGGCGCUGCAUGCGAACUGCCCGGAGCACUGCGGCAGAAGGAGGCACCGGCGAGCCGAGGAGUCCCCGGAGCGGGCCACCGAGGCCUACCUGGAGGAGCUAGCUAACGCGAGCUUCAAGUGCUCGACUGCGAAGAGGGGUGAGAUGUGCUACGACCUCGUCGAGUGGACUGUCACCAAGGUGCUGGAGGACCCCGACUUCCACGCGGGCGUCUCUGCGGCCGCCAGCCCUGAGCAGGUCCAGCUGCAGCUGCACCGCGACAGGCCCGGCAUCUGCCCGCUCCCGUGCCUAGAGGGACUGCCGCACCAGG
This is a messenger RNA of Prorocentrum cordatum, 322 nucleotides long. The record is from the annotation of a GenBank genome assembly. Lineage: Eukaryota; Dinophyceae; Prorocentrales; Prorocentraceae.